Molecule: messenger RNA, 1687 nt
Organism: Spinacia oleracea (spinach)
Lineage: Eukaryota; Viridiplantae; Streptophyta; Magnoliopsida; Caryophyllales; Amaranthaceae
Product: FBD-associated F-box protein At4g13985
Exons: 2
Coding region: 395-1516 (373 amino acids)
Source: RefSeq, a predicted model, not a curated record
AGACGUACGACAGUACGAGUGGACUCAUAUACAGAAAUUCAAUUCAGAUUACUUGUAAACCUAAACCCCAAACUUCCCUGCAAAUCGCAAUUGAAAAAAUUCGACAGCAACUAAAAAUGGAAGAGCAAAGUAACAAUGGUGCUCAAAGGAGGUUGAACGAGGAUGAGUUCAAGGAAGAUCGACUUAGCUCACUUCCAGAUGCAAUCCUCAUCGAAAUUCUAUCCCUGUUCCCCAUCAAUUUCGCCGCUACCACCUCUGUUUUAUCACGCAGAUGGUGCUACCUCUGGACUGGAGUUACCAGAUUUAAGUUAGAAAAUCGAUUUGGGGAUUCACACCCAUUCAACGCAUUCUAUUCCAGCUCAGCUCGCCGGAGCUCCGUGUGUUUGAUAUUGACAUGAAGAGGGUGGAGCAUUUGGAUUCGUGCUUUCGUCUCGUUUGCCGUCGAAAUGUGGAAGAAAUCAAGGUAUUAUUUCACGAUAUUCAUGUACCAGCUUGUGUUUUUAAGUGUCAAUCUUUGGUAGUUUUGGAAUUGGAUAGAAUGCUUAGUUGUUCGUUGCUUAGAGACCGAACUAUCCAUCUUCCUAAUCUCAAGAAGCUUAGAUUGCGCCUUGACAGUUUUUGCCUUCGUAUGAUGGGAAAUCUAUUAUCAUCUUGCCCACUGUUAGAAGAUUUACGUUUGGUGUUUGAUUUAUUAAAGGAUAAACAUGAUGUGAAAAUAUCGGCCCCGAAUUUAAAAUUGUUGGAUUUAGAGAUGGUGUCUGCUGAGCAACAUAAUAAAAUCAUAAUUGACACACCCAUAUUGGAAAACCUGAAGAUACGAGAUUCUUCUUCGUUUUACUACUUUGUCAACAAUCCAACUCAAUUAGUCACGGCUUAUAUUGACUUCAUAUAUGGAAGGGCGUGUGACUGGCUGGGUGCGGAUGACUACUUUCGCGUAUUAGCACAGUUUGUUCAACCGUUAUCUAGCGUGAGCAACCUUGAUCUAAAGUGCAGUAUCGAGAUAUUCCCUUACCCUGAUCCGAUGAAAGAUGGGGCUAUGACAUUUUUUCAUGGUCUAGCAUGUUUUAGAACGCUUUUGAAUAGUAAUUUUGCCUGGGAUAAAUUGUUAAUGUCUUUACAAUGUGUUCCCAACUUGACGGAUCUUGAGGUGACUAUGGAACACAAUUACUCAAGGAACUAUUUUGGGAAUUGGUGUGCUCCAGAUUCUGCAACAGAUUGUUUCUUAAGUAAACUCAAGAAAAUAACAGUAAGGCAACUUGAGGGGUGUGAUAAUGACCUCAAGUUGUUAGAGUACAUUCUGAAAAACACAAUUGUUUUGGAAGAGCUUCACGUGUAUGUUCGUAUUGGUUCUGAACAUAAAGAAGAUGUAAGGAAGGAAUGUAAGUUCUGUGAGGCUUUGUUCAAACUUCCAAGGAGCUCCUUAACUGCCGAAGUUGUUUUGUUUGGUGGUUACAUCAAGUCAUCGACUAAUGCUCUUAAAAAUGGCCUACUUAAGAAGGAUCAAACACAGUUUUGAGUUCAACAUUAUCAUCUAUGCAUACAAUAUCUUGUUUUCUGGAAACCAACAAUCAACAUAUGGAUGGCAGGUAGGUGUUCUGACAAGAUCUGGAAGCGUCACUUGAAUUGGUUACUUGGUUGUUCUGAAGCUCAAGAAUCAGGAAAAGAGAAACAAAAGCAAAGAAUCCAA